AUGGCCCUCUACGACGAUAUGGCUGGUCUGCACCAGCUGUCCCGUCGUGCGGAUGACAACCCCGAAGAUACGUCCAACUCGGCUUCUAGCUUGGUGUCUACUUUGGUUCCUUCCCUAGUGAUAGCUGUCAUCAUGGUCUUGGUCUUCGUGAUUCUGCGGCGAAGCGAACGUCGCAUGUAUAUGCCCCGAACCUAUCUCGGCUUUCUGCGCCCUGGGGAACGCAGUCCCCCCGUCGGCACUGGCCUGUGGAAUUGGAUUACCGAUAUGUACAAGUUACCCGACGAAUACGUUUUGCAACAUCAUUCUAUGGACGCCUAUCUUCUGCUUCGCUUCCUGAGGUUGAUUUCAGUCAUUUGCUUUGUCGGCUGCUUGAUAACCUGGCCCAUAUUGUUUCCCGUCAAUGCCACAGGCGGAGCUCACAAACAACAAUUGGAUAUCUUGAGCAUGUCCAACAUUUCACAGGAUAAUAACGCUCGUUACUUCGCCCACGCCUUCGUCGCUUGGAUCUUCGUCGGAUUCGUGUUCAUGACUGUCACCCGCGAGGGCAUCUUCUAUAUCAACCUGCGCCAGGCGUAUUCCCUCUCUCCCGCCUAUGCCAGCCGACUCUCAUCGCGAACAGUUCUUUUCACAGCUGUGACUGAAGACUAUCUCAACCGUGACAAGAUCCGGAAAAUGUUCGGCAUUGAAAAGGUGAAGAAUGUUUGGAUCGCUACCGACACCAGUGAGCUAGAGGACAAGGUCAAGGAACGGGAUUCUGCCGCCAUGAAAUUGGAAGCCGCCGAAACGAAACUCAUUAAGCUUGCAAACGCUGCGCGAGCCAAGGCCCUGAAGAAAGGGGGAAGUGCCGAGGAUGAUGCUGUGCCACUUGAAAACUUGUCUGAUGAGCCAGAUGACGAAUCGGGCUCUGUGGCAGCUCGCUGGGUCAAGGCUUCGGAGAGACCAACGCACCGCCUGAAAUUCCUUAUCGGAAAGAAAGUCGAUACGAUCAACUGGGCCAGGUCAGAGAUUGAGCGGCUUAGCCCGGAAAUCGAGGAGCUCCAGGCUAAGCACCGUGCGGGCGAUGCCAAGCUGGUUUCAUCCGUCUUUGUCGAAUUCUACGCUCAAGCGGACGCGCAAUCUGCCUUCCAGUCGGUCGCACACAAUCUGCCUCUGCACAUGGCCCCUCGUUACAUUGGUCUGGACCCUACGCAGGUCAUCUGGUCGAAUUUGCGCAUCAAAUGGUGGGAGCGCAUCGUCCGUUACUCUGCCACAAUUGGAUUUGUCUGCGCUCUCAUCAUCUUCUGGGCAAUCCCCGUCGCUGUUGUAGGCUCCAUCUCGAACAUCGAUUCUCUAACGAACAAGGUCCACUUUCUCAGAUUCAUCGACCAUGUCCCCGGAUGGAUCAAGGGUGUCAUCACUGGUCUUUUGCCCACUGUUUUGAUGUCUGUGCUCAUGGCUCUGUUGCCCAUUGUUCUGCGAUUGAUGGCCAAGCUCGGUGGCGCCCCCAGCGCGGCAGCUGUUGAGCUGACUACACAGAAUUUCUACUUCGCUUUCCAAGUCGUUCAAGUCUUCCUGGUUGUGACCUUGGCUUCCUCGGCGGCUAGCGUCGUCACCAAGGUCAUCCAGCAGCCUUCUUCUGCUCCCCAGCUCCUCGCCACGAGAAUCCCCAAGGUUGCCAACUUCUACAUUUCCUAUAUAGUUCUACAGGGUCUUUCUUUCAGUUCCGGUGCUCUGCUUCAGAUCACCGGCCUGAUCUUGGGCAAGAUUCUGGGCAAAUUGUUGGACUCUACCCCGCGAAAGAUGUACAAACGCUGGUCAUCCCUCGCUGGUUUGGGCUGGGGAACCGUAUAUCCUCCCCUGACCCUUCUUGCAGUCAUCGCUAACGAUGUCGUCCCGUUGGGAUUAGCCAUCACCUACUCGUGUAUCGCUCCGCUGGUGCUUGGUUUCGCGACCAUUGGUCUGUACCUGUUUUAUUUCGCCUACCGGUACAACAUGCUCUACGUGUCCAACGCCAACAUAGACACUCAGGGCAAGGCUUACGCUCUUGCCCUGCAGCACAUUACUGUGGGCUGUUACUUGCUUGUGGUCUGCUUGAUCGGCUUAUUUGCCAUCGGAACUGCAGCCAACCGAGUGGCACUGGGCCCCUUGAUCUUGAUGAUUAUCUUCCUUGUCUUCAUGAUUCUUUACCACAUUUCUUUACAUAGCGCUCUCUCUCCUUUGAUUAACUAUCUUCCCAAGAAUCUGGAGGCUGAGGAGCAGAGUCUUCUUCCCUCCGAACCAAUCAAGCACGGCGAUUCUGUUGGCGAGCACCCGGACGACAUUGCCGCGACUAACCCAGGGAAGAAUGGGAAUAGCAAUCUCCCGGAUGUUGACGCUGCCGAGAAAGGCCUGACCACCGCCCCUGUCCCCUCCGAGAAGAAGCCCAAUCUGAUCCUGAAGUGGUUCCGCCCCGACAAAUACGAUGGAUACUCACAACUGCGGCGCCUUGUCCCUGAGGCUCAUGAGACUACACAGUACCCUCCUGAAGUUGAACGCGACGCCUACUUCCACCCAGCGAUUACCUCCCAGCCUCCACUUCUGUGGAUCCCUCGUGAUAAACUCGGGGUGAGCAAACAGGAGGUCAAGCACUCGGCACGGGUGAUCCCCAUCACAGACGAGGAUGCUUGGCUGGAUGAUAAGAACAAGAUCCACUGGGAUGUUGAUAAGGGCGUUCCUCCCAUCUUUGAGGAGAAAAUUUACUAUUAA
This is a messenger RNA of Aspergillus viridinutans, 2724 nucleotides long. Its product is annotated as putative DUF221 domain protein. The record is from RefSeq and is a predicted model, not a curated record. Gene Ontology annotation, molecular function: calcium-activated cation channel activity. Bases 1 to 2724 code for a protein of 907 amino acids. Gene Ontology annotation, cellular component: plasma membrane. The transcript is spliced from 6 exons. Lineage: Eukaryota; Fungi; Ascomycota; Eurotiomycetes; Eurotiales; Aspergillaceae.